Grosmannia clavigera kw1407 is the source of this 3456-nucleotide messenger RNA. Its product is annotated as isoflavone reductase family protein. The record is from RefSeq and is a predicted model, not a curated record. Gene Ontology annotation, molecular function: transmembrane transporter activity. NCBI's taxonomy places the organism in Eukaryota, Fungi, Ascomycota, Sordariomycetes, Ophiostomatales, Ophiostomataceae. Gene Ontology annotation, biological process: transmembrane transport. Bases 1 to 3456 code for a protein of 1151 amino acids. The transcript is spliced from 9 exons.
AUGCAGACAGCAAGCAUCAAGGCAUACUCAUCCAGUCACUGGACGACGGAUGACCCCACAUUAUGCCAAGCUUCAAUUGUCGGCGCAGCCGGAGAGACGGGCACCUCCAUUAUCCACGGCCUUCUCGAGUCGUCCACCACGCAAUUUGAAAUCACGGCUCUCACGCGGCCAUCCUCGCUCACCAAGACAAAGAAUGUCGAGCUCGAGAGACGGGGUGUGAAGCUGGUCGCGGCCGACUUUGCCGGCCCGGAAGCUGAGCUGGUCAGGCUGCUGGACGGCAUCGAGGCCGUCGUUGUGGCGGUCGACCCGCACAACUUUGGCCUCCAGAUCCCGCUGGCUAACGCGGCCAAGGCGGCCGGCGUGCAGCGCUUCGUUCCCUGCACGUUUGCCACCGUGGCGCCGCCAAAGGGAGUGAUGCAGCUGCGGGAGAUGAAAGAAGACGUGAUCAACCACAUGAAGAAAAUCUAUCUGCCCUACACCGUCAUCGACGUCGGCUGGUGGUUCCAACUUUCGAUCCCAUCGCUGCCGUCCGGCCGCACGCAGUAUGCCAUCUCGAUGUCGGGCGAUGUCAUUGCCGGCGACGGCACCGUUCGGUCUGCCCUGACAGACAUGCGCGACGUUGGGCGGUAUGCUGCCCGCAUCAUCGCGGACGCGCGGACGCUGAACCGGAUGGUGUUUGCGUACGGCGAGGUCCGGUCACAGAACGACGUCUUUGGCCUGCUGGAGAAGAUCAGCGGCGAGACCAUUGAGCGCACCCAUGCAAACGUCUGGCAGAUUUCGGAAGCUGCCAUCCUGGCCAACAUCGAGAAGGCCCAAGCCUCGAGCGACCCCAAGUCGGCCCAGACGCUGUGGCUCGCGCAGUACAUGCAUUCAUGGGGCAUCCGUGGUGACAACACGCCAGAACAUGCCCGCUAUCUGGGCUAUCUGGACGGUAAGGAGCUGUAUCCGGACUUCCAGGCAGGCACCCUGGAGGCUUUUCUCACCGAAAUCCUCGAUGGCCGGGCGAGAGCUGUGUACAACAUGGAGGCCAACGGCAACGACAGCUCGCCUCUUCCUGUGCCGUACUCGGUCUUCUCUCGACGAACGCGCACAUUCCUUACCUACCUCCUCGGCGUCAUCACUGUCUUGUCCACGCUCACGUCCACGAUCUACUUCCCGCUGCUGCCUUUGCUGAGCCGCCAGCUGAAGGUCUCGGCCCAGGCCAUCAACUUGACUGUCACGGCCUAUUCCGUGGCCCAGGCCGUCUCACCCGCCUUUUUUGCCUCGCUGGCCGACGCUCGUGGCCGUCGUCCGAUUCUUCUCAUGCUCGUCGGCCUCUAUGCAGCCGCCAGUCUCGGUCUCGUGUUCGCUCAGCGACAGCGCAGCUAUGCCGCCCUGCUGGUCCUACGUGUCGUCCAAAGUCUCGGCGGCUCGCCGCUGCCAGCCUUGGCCUACGGCAUCGUGGCCGACGUCGCCCUGCCGGCCGAGCGCGGCCGCUUGUUAGGUCCGCUGCAGUCGACGUGCAAUGCCAUCUCAGCCGUUGGGCCGGUUGUCGGCGGUGCCGUUGCCCGCGUCACAGCUGGCGCCCUCUGGGUCUUUGUCUUGCUGGCUGUCCUGGCUGCCGCGCUGCUGCUGCUGGCCGGCCUCAGCUUGCCGGAGACAGCCCGCAGCAUUGUCGGCAACGGGAGCGAACAGCCGGUCAGCGUGUGGUGGCGGACACCGUGGCGUCCAGCCAACGCGAUCACAUCGUUUCGCAUCUUGUUUUACCCUGAUGCUGCGGCUGUGCUCUGGACCGUGGCCGCUCCAUAUGCGGUCUACUACACGAUGCAGGUGGCCAUUCCGACCAUCUUUGCCGACAUCUAUGGCUACGAUGAGCUCCAGAUCGGCCUCGUCUUUUUGCCUGGUCUCGCUGGCAUGACCAUAGGCGGACUUGUCGCCGGCAGACUGGUCGACCGCAACUACGCCAAGAUGGCCAGCGAGCAUGGCAUCGAGAUCGAGAUGACAAUCGACCGCAGCCAAGCGCAGGCCGAGCUCAUGCACUUUCCUAUUGAGGCCGCUCGCUACCGCCAUGCUCUCGUCUUCGUCGUCGUCAUGGCUGUCCUCGUUUGCGGCUAUGGCUGGGCCGUCCAGGUCCGGGUCCAUCCGGCCGUGCUGCUGGUGCUCCAGGCACUGAUCUGUGCCAGCUCGAUGCUGCUCGGCCACACGGCCAGCACCCUGCUCGUCGACAUCUUCCCCGGCGAGGCCAGCUCGGCCUACGCCGCGGGCCAGAUCGUGCGCUGUGGUCUCGGCGCCGCCUCGGCCGCCGUGCUGCAGCCGCUCGUCCAGGCUAUGGGCUACGGAUGGUACUUUGUCAGCUUGGCCGCCGUCGUCGGCCUGGCCGCGGCGCUGUCGGUCGUCGUCAGUCGGUGGAAAGGAAUGGCGUGGCGGCAGAGACGCGGUGGAAAUGGUGGACGAGAUGAGCGAGAGGACGGUUUGCCGUCGGAGGAAGUGAAAGUAUGCAUUUCACGACAAACGCCGGAAACGGCAACAUCCCGCCGUCAGUCCCUCGACCACUCUCGACCACCCGACAAGACCAAGGACGGAAUGGAAGCCCACGCACCCAACACAGCCCAGCACCUGGUCGACACGGCGCGGGGGCAGUAUCUGGUUCAGGUGUCGUGGCCGCUGGACUGGACGGCGGACGGAAAUCCGAAUGGGACGAGCAUCGACAACGUCCCCGUCAUCUACUGUGUCGAUGGCAACGUCUUCUUCUUCACGGCGACUGACAUUGUGCGCCGGCUGCAGUACUUUGCCGACAAGCGGGCCAUUGUCGUGGGCAUCGGCUAUCCCCUCCGCCAUGCCGUCUAUGCAGACCGGCGGAAGGCGGACCUGACGCCGCCGAGCCUGGUGCGGCAGCCGGAGGACGUGCUCGGACGUGACGGUCGGCCGCUGCCGGAUGUGCACCACGGCGAGGCCGAAGCCUUUCUCGACGUCCUCGUGGAGGUGAUCGUGCCGUUUGUCGCCGUGCAUGUCCUGCCGGCCGUGCCGCUGUGCCGCCUGCGCCAGGUGCUCUUUGGCCACUCGUUUGGCGGCCUGUUUGCGCUCUACGCCCUCUUCACGCGGCCGCACCGCUUCGACACCGUCGUGGCCGCCAGCCCGUCCAUCUGGUGGAACGGCGCCAGCAUCGUGCACGAACAGGAGCGCGCCUUUCGCGACGGUCCUGCGCCGGCCCGGAAACCACACCUCUACCUCACCUACGGCACCUACGAGCAGCACCCGCCCCGACGGCCGGCCGACUCGGACGAGCAGUACGAGCAGCGCAAACAGCUGGCCGCCGGCUAUCGCAUGGUCGACAACACCGUCGAGAUGAAGAACCGACUGCAGACCAGCAACCGGCUCGAGACCGUCUGGAUGCAGGAGUUUACCACCGAGGACCACGGCGGCGCCUCCGUGACCGGCCUGCAGCGUGGCAUCAUGAGACUUCUCGGCGAGUUCUAG